AUGUCAGCCGCUGAGUCGACACCGCUUUCAAGAAAAGCGCUAGGCUGCACCGUCAGCACACAAACAGUAGCGGUGCAAUGUGGACCCUCGGUCGGCGUUCAGGUUGGUCUGGACGCCGAGCUGGAGGACAAAGAGAGGGCUGCAUGCAUUCGGGAACGAAUGCUGGCAGCAGCUACAGGUACGGCGGAAGAGGUCAUGGACCUCAUCUCCGAGGAAUGGCCCGAAGAGCUCUUCACGGCGUCGAGCUGGAGCGAUGUCGGGCUCUAUGACUCACCCGGGGACGUGGCGGUCCUUAUUACUAAGGACGCUGCCGACGCGGAGGUGGUGGCAAGGCUUAGGGAGAAAUACCCAGAUCUGCCUGGUGCCGCUGCCCCCGUUCGCGAAGGGGGAGCCGUGGGGUCUGUCGUCGCCAGGUUCGACACCGUCGAAGAGGACGGCAGACGGGAGUGUGCCGAGAGGUGGGCCCACAAGCCUAUCCCCUCAGAAAGUGACGAACCUGCGGCGGUCAGGUUUCUGAGAGUUGUCUCAAUGCUUGUCUGCCGCAUGGAGCAACAUGGGCGCAAGAACGUGGGGCUGCAUGCCCCGGCAGUUCUUGGUGCAGAGGUCGCCAGGAAGCUGGCGGAGUGUGCAGCCAUUGUGUUACCUGCGGGUUCUUCUAAUCAAAAGACCAUAAAUGUGAGGUGUAAAUUUUGCAAGAGUGUACAUGCAAAAAAUGCUACAAGAAUGAAAUCUCAUCUUCAACAAUGCACUUAUGUGCCGCAUAUGAUAAAACUUAAAUUCAAUAUUUUAACUCCAAAGUCAAAGGGGAAUCACUCUAAAUUUCCAUUUGAAACAUCCAUGAAAAAGAUCACAUCGGCAAAAUUGGAUAACGAUAACACUGAUGCUGCUUGUACAUCAUCAACGGUUUCCACAGCAUCAACAUCUGCUUCUGAUAACAUUCAUGUGGAAACACCUGUUUGCACAAAAAUCAACAGAAUACAAUCAUUUUGUGAUCGAAUGACACACGAACAAAAUAACGAAUUGAAUAUUUUGCUUGCUAGAGCUAUUUACACCAGUUCAGCACCACAUUCAAUUACCGAGAAUGAAGAUUGGAAAUUGUUUUUUAAAAAAAUUAGACCUUCAUACACCUUACCAUCGAGAUAUAUGUUAUCAAAUCGUCUCCUGACCGAAGAGUACGAGCGAGUUGAAGUUCAAGUUAAUGAUAAAAUUAAGCAAGCUGACAAUUUAUCAUUGCAAUGCGAUGGUUGGUCCAACUUGCGAAAUGAAAGUGUAAUUAAUUUCAUUGUUACAACACCCGAACCGUUAUUUGUCAAAUCAGUACUAACAAAAGCAGAGAAGCAUACCGCAGAAUAUAUAACAAAAUUAAUGGUUGAAGUUCUGGAGGAGUAUGGACCUAAAAAAUUUUUCGCUAUUGUGACUGAUAACGCAAAGAAUAUGAGGAAGGCUGUGAGACAAUGUGAAGAGAUGUAUCCCCAUCUUGUAUCAUACGGCUGUUUAGCGCACACAUUACAUUUAUUGUGCAGCGAUAUUUUGAAAUUAUCUUCAAUAGAGACACAUUUGUCACAUAUUAUACAUAUCGUUAAAACUAUUAACCAGUGUCAAGUACUGAGAGCUCAAUUCACAGAAAUAAGAAAUGAGAUGAAGUGUGGAGUGUCUCUUAGCCUACCUGUAAAAACAAGAUGGGGUUCACAUGUAAAAUGUCUUCAAGAUCUGACUAAAUGCAAGUCCGUCCUACAACGUCUAGCAAUAUCUCCAGAUAAAACAAUUCAAGAUAGAAUACGCAGCGCAAAAGCAAAUUUACUUGAUGAAGGAUUCUGGAUAAAUUCUAGCGCUCUUGUUGAAUUGCUUAAGCCAAUUACUGAAGCAAUAACACGUCUUGAAGGAGAUUCUUCGUCAAUUCAUUUGGUUUGUGAAACUUUCGCGAAAAUCGGUAGUAACAUAUCUACUCAUUUAGAAUGCGUGAAACUAACGGAUUGCGAAAAAACAGAAGCGAUGGAUAAAUUUAUAUCAAGGAAGGAAUACGCCCUUCAACCGAUCCAUUUUGCCGCAGACUUACUAAACCCUCGGUCUGUUGGUGCAAAUUUAUCAUCAGCCGAAAGGAUUGAAGCGAUGAAAUACAUUACUACUAUGUCAACCACGACCACGAUAGAGAUUGGUGAUGAAGGAGUGUCAAAGAUUACUGAGGAUUUAGGAAACUAUUUAGCUAAAACAGACUUUUUUGGCGAAACAUUUUUAUGGAACAUACUCGAUAAUGUCUCUUUGGUUACAUGGUGGAAAGGAUUUUGUGGACAUUCAUGCCUCUCCAAAGUUGCAGUCAGGAUAUUGACAAUGCCGUGCACUUCUGCGGCAACAGAGAGAAGCUUUAGCUCCCAGAGCAGCAUUCAUACGAAGAGAAGAAAUCGCCUAACAACUCAAAGGGCAGCAAAUUUAAAUUAUAUACAAUAUAAUUCAAAAUUGCUGAAACGUUCACGACAACAUCACAUACAAAGUCAAUAUCCUAUAGAAGAGACUGUACAGAACAACGUUUCGAUAGAAGGUAGAAACUUACAGAAGGAGAUAGAAGUAAUUGAAAACCAUAUUUCCGAAGAGGAAGAAUUAGACGAGACAAUAUCAUCAUGGCAUUCAAAUACAACAGGAAAUGGAAAUUCCGACGAUGAUUUUAAUUUUGCUGACUUUGCAAUGACCGAUGAUGAAAUUGAUCAAAGAAUGGAAACUAGGGAACAGAGACCAGCACGCAUUUUGAGACAAAGCAAAGUGAACAUUUUAGAAAACGUCUUAAUGAAAUCGGGUAAAGGCACAGAACAACCCCAAAAAAAAACGGAAGUCGAGAAGGAUACUUCAGAUGCCGAAAACAAGAUGUCUUUCAACACUCGUUCAAAGAGGAUUAUAUCAAUGGUAGAAAAAAUGGAAGAACCGUCAAAUUUUAAUUCCGAAGACGUCAACUGCAUUGCUGCUAGUUCGACCGGCAGCAAUCUUAUUAUAUCAGGAGUAGUAUUAGCUAGUAAUGACCUGGAAAACAAUAGUCAAACUCAUUUUACAGAAAAUCUAGCUAUUGUUGACAAUAUUGACAUUGAGGUAAUAGAUGUUCCAUACGUAGAACACAACGAGAAGACUGAUGGAGAAAUUCAGGUAUAUCUUAUAAGUGAAAAUGAAAAUACAAUGAGUAAUUCAAGCCACCGCGGCAAAUUGGUACCCUAUUCUGACUCCAGUUCCAGUUCCGAUUCUGAAAGUUUACCUCAGAAAAUGGCGGAAGUUGAAGCAAAUUUUAAAACUUUUAAACAACUUCUGGAGGACGCAUGGAGAUUUGAAAUUUCUACCUUAGCAGCAGCUGAUCUAAAUUCUAAAAAAUGGAAUAAAAUUACUAUUUUGCCAUUAGCAGCUGAUUUAAAAACCUUUAGAGAACAUCUUUUACGAACAGCAUCGGAAAGUCUUAAAUCUCACGAAAAAGAUGAAAUUGAUGUAAGCGCCUACAAAUUAAUAAUGAAAACUAUAUACUGUCGACUACUUCUUCUAAACCGUAAACGGGUUGAAACAUGUAGCCGCAAGUGGCUUAAAAAUCCAGAAGCAAUUACUUCAACUAAGCUUCGUAAACAUUUGGCAACAAUGACCCAAGUAUUUAAUAUGUCUUCCAACGAUAUAGAACAAUUGGCAUCUUUUAUGGGUCAUACGGGUGAUGUUCACAAACAAGUUUAUCGGUUACCUGACGAUAUCUAUCAAACUGCCAAAAUUUCUAAGUUGCUUCUAUUGAUGGAAAAAGGAGAAGCUGCAGAAUUUAAAGGUAAAGCGUUGGAUGACAUUAAAAUUAAUUUGGAUGAGGAAAUAGUUCCCGAACUUGACGAUUGGGACAACGAAAAUGGGGUAGAAGAUGAAUUGGUACAAACCGCACCAGUGUUAGAACCAUCUACUAUCACAGACAACAAAUAA
Messenger RNA from Diabrotica balteata, 3924 nucleotides. NCBI's taxonomy places the organism in Eukaryota, Metazoa, Arthropoda, Insecta, Coleoptera, Chrysomelidae. The record is from the annotation of a GenBank genome assembly.